AAUACUAUACUAUACUAUACUAUACUAUUCAAAAACAACUUAUUGAUCCCAGUGAAAGUAGACAUUGUAGUGACUCCUUUAAUUAAAGAGUUAUUGUAGAUGCUGAAGGCUGUGGGCAGGGAAGAUCAACCAAAAUGAUGAAGAUGUUUAAAGCUGAAAAACAAAUGUGAGAAAAUAAUAUUUUCAGUUCGUCACUUGCCUAAUUUCCUAAUUUGCCUAAAAUCUUUGAUUCUGUUCUUGUCCAUACUUUUCACUGUUCACCAGGGAGUUUCUUUCUCUUCCUUAAAGAAAUGUCGCCUGUGGUUUAACAGGCCGUUUCCUGAACAUCAAACUGCAUGACACCGUCACAGCUUGAGGCCUGGACCUCCAUGUGUCCAGUUAAUGACGUGCUCUAUAAAGAAUGGCAGCUAUGAACACAUGAAGUCAGACCUGUUGUAGGAGCUUUAUUAGACCUUCUGGUUGAGUCGUUCCUUUUUACAGCGUGUGGUGACAACCUCCUCAAACUCAACAAACCCCAAACCCCAACAAGAAUCACUCCCAGCAGCUGCUCAUGUUUUUCUCCAACAACAACAGCUCAGAGGAAACUUUGAGCUGAGAAAAAGCUGCUUUUUGCUGCAUGUUUGUGUGGAGAAGAGGGGCGAGGCAGCUGGCUCUUUGUGUCAGAGACAACUAUGGUGGAUAUGAGAACCAGCUUUUCAAAGAUGAAGACUUCACUGCAGAGGAGGAGGAGCCUUCUUUUAGAGGUCGGACUCGAGGAGGCUGUGUGAGAUGUCAGCAGAGUCAUUCUCUGCAGCUGGCUGUCAAAGUUCUUUAUGGUUUUGUUGUUUUCCUCAUCAUCACAGUUGCAGUGUUGGCGUCACUCGUGUUCAAAAAGGUGGACAGUUUAUCUGAGGAGGAACUGGUGUACAAGAAGAAGAUCACCAAGGUCCAACAAGGCAUAGAAGACUUGAGGUCCGUAUCCAACUGCUCAGGGUGCCUGGAUGUGUCGUUGUACAGUGAGGAGAUCAGCAGGCUGAAGACUAGAUUUGAGGCCAUCCAGAAGAUCAUACUGGGACAAGAGCAGGUCUUAGGCAACGCGUCCCAAACCCAGAGCACGGUAAAAGCCACCAGCAACCAGCUGACCAGGGAAGUCCAAACCCACCUCGUGUCCAUCAAACUACUCAACCAGUCCCUGGAAAGAUUCCUGGAUCAAGUGGACGGUUGGAAGGAGGUGAUCGAAGAAACCGACGAGAAGAUGAAGACGCUGAUGAAGGAUCAGUACGACAUCAAAGCCACGGCGGAGCAAGUUAACACAACUGUAGCUCUCAGCAAGACGUGGAUCGACGCCCUGCAGAGGAAAGCAGACGAGGAGAGUCUGGUCCUCCAGAGGCUGACCAGCGACUGGCAGAACUACAGCCGGGUUCUGGGAGCCAUCAAAUCUAACGCCAGCAGCACGGCACAAACCGUGCGCUUCCUUCAAAACAGCGUCACCAUGGACCAGCAGAGGAUCUCCAUGUGGUCGGAGGUGAUCUUUGACCUCACGCAGCAGGUGUUGAUCCUCCAGAUGCAGCUCGACAACGUGACGGGUUUCAUGGAUGAAAACGAGGAGAACCUGCACGACCUUCAGUACCACUCAAGGUACUAUGAGAACCGUACGGGCGAGCGUUUCUCCGCCACGGACGGCCGUCUGAACUCCAUCGAGAUGGAGAUAGACACCAUCGCCUCCAGCAUCAACGCCACGGUCAGCCACGUCCAGAGCAUGUACAAGUACAUCAACGUGGAGAGCUCCUCCUGCCAGAGCCGCCUGGGUCGACACACAGAGGACCUUCAGUACAUGAACAGCACCGUCCUGUUGCUCCGGACCGCAGCUGAAACGCUGAGGCAGCAGAACGUGCUGCUGAACGUCCGACUGGACAUGGACGUGAGGAACUUGUCCAUGGUCAUGGAGGAGAUGAAGCUCGUGGACGUUUUCCACACCCAGGUUAUUAAAAACUUCACCAUUCUUAAAGGGGCUCCUGGACCACCUGGACCCAAAGGGAACCGUGGCGACCCUGGGUCUAAAGGACCGGGGGGACUGACAGGCAGCAAAGGUGACAGAGGUCCAAUAGGGAGCAGUGGACCUGCUGGUGUGAAGGGCUCUCUUGGCCCCAAAGGAGCACCAGGUGAACCAGGCCCUGUCGGCACCAGAGGAGCCCCAGGUAUCAAAGGAGCCAAGGGGUCCAUUGGUCUCCCAGGCCCCAAAGGAGAAAGGGGCCAGAAAGGUGAUAUGGGUCCAUCUGGUACAGACGGUGCACCUGGGCUCAUAGGGUCUCCAGGAAUCCAGGGCCAGGUAGGACAGCCAGGUGUCACUGGACCACCAGGAUCAAGGGGUAAACCAGGGCCAGCGGGACCACCUGGACCACCAGGUACCCCCGGACCCCCUGGCUUGUCGUACACCCACGAUCGAACCAACGCUCCUCAGCAGCGAGCCGUGACGCCUGCUGCCGGGUCCAAGAGACGGUAGAGAGAAACUCAGAGCGACGGUGGGUUUGUGGUCCAACGAGGCCCAGAACCAUGACCUGAAAGUCUUUAUAACCCAGAUCAAACGAAGGAGGAGAACCAGAACCAUGACCUGAAAGAGUCUUUAUAACCCGGAUCAAACGAAGGAAGAGAACCAGAACCAUGACCUGAAAGUCUUUAUAACCCGGCUCAAACGAAGGAGGAAUCUCACACAGACUGAAGAUCUGCUCUGAAAAUGGAACAUUUGGACAUUUUAUUCUAAUAAAACUCGUGUAUCAAUCAAAUCAGUGGAUAAAAUCCAGUCCCCUAAAGAGCCCACUAGAACUUAAACCACCAGAACCUUUAUAGUGGAGGACCCUUAAACUGAACUAGUUCCAUCUCAACUUUACGUCUCAUGACUUGUUUAAAAAACUCAACAAGUUUUUUGUUGCUAAAUGUUUCUGGCCCAUCCUGGCCCAUCCUGGCCCAUCGACUGGCUCUUUGUUGGGUCAUUAAAAGUGAAAAUGUCUUCAGAGCAGGUACUCUGAAGACUGGUUCACCAACAGCUCUUUUUUACUGCAGUUGGUCAAAAGUAAAAUGAAAACUAAUUUUUAUUUUAAACAGUAAAACAAACUGGAUCCAUUCAUUUAGUAAUUUGUCUGAAGAAAGAUGGUGAAGACAAACGUUUUGUGAAAAAUAAACUAGUCACCAUUAGGUUUUGUGUCCAGACACAUCAGUGAAAUAAAACCUAAUGAGAACUUCAGCUGAAAUAAAAUAAAAUAAAAUAUCCAUCAAUCAAUCAGACGUGAAAAUCAAGACGGCCCAAAACUGUAAAUUUGUAAAUAUGCAAUAAAAGCCAAAUCACCAAAUUACAUUUACCUGUUCUUAGAGAAACAACAGUGUUGAUCUUGUGAUCCUUUGAUUUUAUCUCAAAAUAAAAGUUUUGUAAUUAGUUGUAAUGAAAUGCGACUGGUUUGCAUUGAACAUCAAUAAAAACCCUUCAGUAAA
This is a messenger RNA of Austrofundulus limnaeus, 3465 nucleotides long. It is a transcript of the gene scara3, whose product is annotated as scavenger receptor class A, member 3. NCBI's taxonomy places the organism in Eukaryota, Metazoa, Chordata, Actinopteri, Cyprinodontiformes, Rivulidae. The record is from RefSeq and is a predicted model, not a curated record. The coding region runs from base 617 to 2482 and encodes 621 amino acids. The transcript has 12 exons.